This is a messenger RNA of Seriola aureovittata, 2012 nucleotides long. RefSeq lists its product as uncharacterized. The record is from RefSeq and is a predicted model, not a curated record. The coding region runs from base 464 to 1117 and encodes 217 amino acids. NCBI's taxonomy places the organism in Eukaryota, Metazoa, Chordata, Actinopteri, Carangiformes, Carangidae. Gene Ontology annotation, biological process: response to bacterium. The transcript is spliced from 6 exons.
UCUGCAGCUGUUCUUGUUGUAUGAUUACAACAGUCAACAGUCAACAUUCAAGGGAAAGACACUGAGGUGGUGCACACUUACAAAUACCUAGGUGUGUACCUGGACAGUAAACUGGACUGGUCCCUGAACACGGAUGCCAUCUACCUGAAGAUGCAGAGCCGGCUCAUUUUCCUCAGGAGGCUCAGGUCUUUUGACGUCUGCAGUGAAAUGCUGCACGUUUUAUCAGUCAGUGGUGGUCAGUGCACUUUUUUUAUGCUGCAGUCUGCUGGGGCAGCAGCAAACGUCUCAUCUUACUGCACAAAAAAAUAAUCUAUCUAUCUAUCUAUCUAUCUAUCAAUCAUCCAACUUGUACCUUGAAAAUUGAACAAGGAAGUCGAGAGCCAGAUCCUGCCCACACUUCCCACGCCGAGAUGCAGCAUUUUCAUUUGCAAAGUGCCAUUGAAGUGACACGAUCACAAGCACAAUGAAGAACUUUACCUUGAUAACGGUUUCACUUCUCUGCAGCCUCUGCGGGAUCUCUGUCUCAGUUUCGGAGUUUUACACUUUGGAGGUUCAGCCUGGUGACGCGGUCACUUUGCUGUGCUCCAACUACACCAGUUCUCCUAGUCAAAUACUCUGGUUCAGGGUGGUCAAGCUAUUGAAUGCCCGCUGUAUUUCUCAUAUAUUCAAGGCUUUUGAUUCUGCUUCAUACUGUAAUGGAUUUGAGAAUGGAAGAUUCGAAAUGACAUCCAACAUGUCCACUGUCUUUCUCAAAAUCAAACAAGUGGAUGUAUCUGACUCUGGACUGUAUUUCUGUGGAUAUUACAUAAGGAAAAACCCGCUUAUUGUGGGUGCCACUUACUUAGAAGUGCAAGUGUUCAAUCGACUUGCAAAGGCGAUGAUUAUGAUCUUGGGCGGUCUGACUGUUUCCCUCGCUGUGGUCACCAUUUGUUUGGUUGUCAAAAUAAAACAGCUUAAGAGAGCUCGCAUUGAAGAAGAAAAUCCACAACAGACAGAGGGUCAGGGCUCAGACCUGAACUAUGCAGCAGUGACUUUUCACCCAAAUUCAAAGAGAAACCUCAGGCCUGCUCCAGAGACAGAAAUGAUGCCAAAUGCUAUUUAUUCUGCCAUCAGAUGACUAAUGAAGCACCUGCUGCAGCUCAGAGCGGAACUGAUGAUUUAUUAUUAAUCCACUGGUGUUGUCAGUUGGUCUGCAGAACAAUCACUUCAAACAAUCACCAUGGUAUCAAAGUUCAUGUCAGCCUCCACUAGUGAUGUACUGCCCGGGCUCUUAAAUUUUCUUCCUCUGAUGCUGAAAGGCUGCAGCUGUGGUGAGGACUCACAGGAUCAUUGCCGCACCAAUGGGAGAAGCCGUGGAGUUAGAGGCUCCUCCUCUCUGCUCCGACCAAUCCUGUCACAGAGUCCGCGCAGCCUGAUUAGCAUACAGACAAAACACACUUUAAAAUCCAAAUCCAAAUUUGAACAAGGAAGAGCAGAACAGAUGAUACAGUUACGCAAGAUUGCACCGGUAGACGAUAACAUUAAAAGUACUAGAAAAUUCCUGGAGAAAUUUUGAAUGUUCCUGCUGAUUGGUGCGUGUACUUCACUCCUCACAUUUCAAUCUGCACAAAGGACGUUACAUUCAGUUUAAUUCAUGUGGUAGAGACUCAUCCUGACACUGACCUCAGUCACUGCAGGUGUCCCUCAAAAAGCAGUUUGAAUUGAAUAAAAAGGGUUGGCUUCUCCUUUAAAUGCAUAAUUCAUUAUUAUAAUAUAGUGCUCCAUCCAAGCAUCUAAUGCAGAAAAAUAACAGGCUAAAAUUAUACAUAUUAAAGUCAUUAUAGAAGCCUAUUAUGGAUUUUAUUUAAAUGAUCAUGUAAACUUAAAAUGAAAAAGUAGUUUUCCACAGGUAUGUGUUCUAGGAUUUAUUCCCGAUCAGUUGUGGGUUAUCAGUCAAACAUAUAAGUUUUCUUUUCUACAAUUAUUCCAAUGAGUUAAAUAUUUCAAUAAAAUAAAGUUUUACUGACAGUUUU